AUGGUUCUUUCAUCUUUGAGAAGCCGACUAUUUUCUCGGCAACAUGAGGGUAAGGUUAGUACUACUACUCCCGCAUCCGCCGAUCAUGAGAAUGAUGAGGUAGCAUCGAGUGUUACUGGUACCGACGAAAUCAACAAAUCAAUAGAGGAAACUGGAAUUUCAAACGAGAAGAUUAGUCCCGAGACAAGCAUCAAAGAUUUCACUCCUGUUGUUGAGACUUCACCUCUUGAUAUCGAAAAAGCGACAUCAGAUGGGCAUUUUGGUGAUGAUGAUCCCCUUCUUAAAGAUAUCCCUUGGCAAGUCCGUCGAAUUGUCAGUCUUGAGGAUGAUCCUACCGAACCGACAAUUACAUUCCGAUAUUUCCUUUUGACGGUUAUAUUUGUCGCACCAGGAGCUUUCCUAUCGCAAAUGAGCUCAUACCGUACAACAUCCGCUCCAUACUCAGUCUUCUUCGUUCAAAUUUGUUCCAAUUAUGUCGGUGUUUGGCUAGCAAAGAUUCUUCCAGCCAAGAUUAUCCGGUUACCAUUUGGAAGAAGUUUCAGUCUCAAUCCAGGUCCUUGGGGAACAAAAGAACAUGUAUUGGUCACCAUUUCUGCAGCAUCUGGGGCUACUUACAAUUUGGCAUACGCCCCCAUCUCUAUUGCUGAGCUGUACUUUGGGAUUACCGUUCAUCCAGCCAUUGCAAUAUUUUUCAUGUGGAGUGUCGUAUACACCGGAUAUUCUUUUGCAGCUAUUGCUAGACAAUUCUUGCUCUAUGAUCCUGUAUAUCCGUGGUAUCAAGCUCUCUGCCAGACUGCUCUCUUCGAAACUCAGAAAAAGCAGAGACAGCAUCCAUCCCGCAUUUCUAAAAAGCAAAUGAGAGUUUUCUUUGGCGUUCUCGCAGGAAUCACUCUAUGGCAGUUCCUACCAGAAUUUGUGUUUCCAAUGCUUGGAUCCUUGGCAUUCCUCUGUUGGGUCGCCCCAAAGAACAAGGUUGCAAACUUUAUGGGAUCAGGUUUUGGAGGCAUGGGAUUCUUGAAUCUGACACUCGAUUGGUCAAGCAUUGCUAGUUUGAGUAACUCCAAUAGCUUGUUUGUAACUCCAUGGUGGACACAAGUCAUCAUUUUUCUGGCAUUUGUGGUCAACUGCUGGAUCUUGCUUCCCGCCGCGAAGUGGGGAAAUUUGGCCUCUUGGAAACCUGAAUUAAUGUCCAAUCGUCUCUUCACGGAAAACGGAACUAGUUAUCCAACCACGGCGCUCAUUACCCCCCAAGCUACAUUCAAUGCAACUGCCUAUGCCGAAUACGGACCCGUUUACGUUGGCGCACAGCAGCUUUGGAAUAUGUUCUUCGAUUACGCCGCUUACACUUCCGGGAUUAGUUGGAUUUGUUUCUUCGGUUUCACCCAGAUCAAAGAUACCAUUACCAAAUUGAAUUCUCGACGUAAGAACAAAGUUGAAGGAGAGACUAUCAAUCACCAAUACAACGAUCAACUCAAUAUUCUCCAACGUUCUUAUAAAGAAGUUCCAUGGUGGUGGUCAUUAGUUCUUUUCCUCGUCACCUUUGUCAUCAUGAUGGCCAUUUUAGGGACCGGAAACCUCUUCAUUCCUUUAUGGACAUACUUCAUUGCCGUCCUUACAGGUGUUGUGGUUGUUAUCCCAUUGGGUUGGUUAUACGCCCUAUCUAACUUCCAACUUCCAAUUGGUACCUUCAACGAACUUUUGUACGGCCUUAUGGUAAACUCCGUCGAUGGGCACAAAAACCCUUCUGGUGCAUCAGUUUAUUCAUCCCUUGCAGGUGAUGCAUGGUAUCGUGCACAACUUAUGCUUCAAGACCAGAAAAUCGGUCAUUAUAUGCAUAUUCCUCCUCGAGACACCUUUUUGGCCCAGGUAUUUGGUUGCUUCAUCGGUAUCCCAAUCAAUUACGGAGUGGUAAAAUGGGUGCUGGGCAGCAAAGCGGCAUAUUUAAGUGGCGCGGAAACGGAUCCAACACAUCAGUGGACGGGUCAAGGUCUUGCUACGACAUUAACUACUAGCACGCAAUAUGUUCUCAUCGGGCCCCGUCGCCUUUUUGAAUUACCUAUAUACCGACCCCUUCCAUACGGAUUCCUCGUUGGUGCCAUCCUUCCACCUAUAAUUUACCUCCUUCAUCGCCGUUUCCCUAAAGCCAAGUUCCAUCUCUUCAACACCACCAUCUUUUUCUCCGGUCUUUCUACUUUCUCUGGUAAUAUCUCUACCGGGUAUACUUCUUCCAUCAUUGGUGGUUUUAUCGUCUCUUACUGGGCGUAUCGAUAUAGAUACGAGCUCUGGUCAAGAUAUAACUAUAUCCUUGCUGCAGCCUUUGACGCAGGAUUUAAUUUGAACAUGUUGUUGAUUUUCUUAUUCUUUGGCGCAGGAAAGGUUAUUACUAUGCCGAAUUGGUGGGGUAAUAAUGCGGAUAGUGUGGAUAGAUGUUUUGUUUUGGAGUAA
Messenger RNA from Sclerotinia borealis F-4128, 2445 nucleotides. The record is from the annotation of a GenBank genome assembly. Lineage: Eukaryota; Fungi; Ascomycota; Leotiomycetes; Helotiales; Sclerotiniaceae.